AUUUUAAUGUGGCAACCAAAAUUAAAGGCGCAGCUCUGCCACUCAAAACAUAACCCAUCCAAUUUUACAAAUCCGAACUCUGCUUCUGCAAUGGCUUCUUCUCUUGCCUGUCUUCCCUUCUUCUUGCUUUUGCUGCCAUGUUUAUUGCUCGCUCAAAAUACAGGUAAUAUAGAGGUGGGAGACUCCAUCACUGCAGUUGAUAAUGGAGCACAACCAUGGCUUUCUCCUUCAGGGGAUUUUGCUUUUGGGUUUCGCCAGCUUGAGAAAAGAGAACUUUACUUGCUCGCUAUAUGGUAUAACAAAAUUCCUGACAAAACCAUAGUCUGGUAUGCCAAUGGAGAUAACCCUGCACCAGCAAGAUCCAAGCUAGAGCUAACUGCUGAUCGUGGGCUAGUUCUUACUAGCCCUCAAGGCACAGAGAUUUGGAAAUCUGAUGUCAACUUGGGGGAUGCUGAAAAUGGUUUCAUGAAUGAUACAGGCAACCUCAUACUAUCAAAUUCAGCCUCUGAAAUUUUAUGGCAGAGCUUCGAUCAUCCGACUGAUACAUUGUUGCCUGGACAGACACUGAAGAGAUUGUCGCCGGGACAGACACUGGAAAGUGGUGGCCAAAUGCUUUCUUCUAGACUAACAGAGACCAAUUUCUCUCGUGGAAGGUUUCAGUUUCGUUUGAUUCCAGAUGGGAAUGCUGUGCUCAAUACUAACAAUUUGCCUACUGGUUUUGCAUAUGAAGCCUAUUUCUGGAGCAAUACUGUAGAUUCUAACACAUCAAAUGCUGGGUUGCGAGUAGUAUUCGAUGAUUCAGGCUACUUGUAUGUGUUGCGAGCAAGCGGUAAACGAGAACUCCUCACUACAGGAACAGUUGCCUCAGCUGCAGAAAAUUAUCACAGAGUUACUCUCAAUUUUGAUGGGGUUUUAGUCCAGUAUACGCGCCCAAGGAAUUCCACUGGCAAUGGAGGAAAUUGGUCAAUUAUUCGUUCCAUGCCAGAUAAUAUCUGCACAGAUCUUGUUGGACAAAAAGGAACUGGGCCUUGUGGUUUUAAUGGUAUCUGCCAACUUAGCAGAGAUCGGCGACCAACCUGCAGCUGCCCACAAAGAUUUUCUCUACUUGAUCCAAAUGACGAUUAUGGAGGCUGCAGACCCGAUUUUUACGCUCAAUUUUGCGAAGAUGUGUCUAAUUCUCCAAAAGAUUUUGAUUUCUUGGAGCUGGAGAAUACUGAUUGGCCAACAUCUGAUUACGAGAUGUAUACACCUUAUAAUAUCGAAGAAUGCCAGAAAGCUUGUAGCGAAGAUUGCUUCUGCAAUGUAAUUGUGUUUAAAGAAGGAACAUGCUGGAAGAAGAAGCUGCCACUCUCAAAUGGUAGGCUAGAUGAAAAAGUUAAUGGAAAGGCAUUUAUAAAAAUAAGAAAGGAUGAUUCUACACGACGAGAAACUCCUUCGGGACCUCUUCCAUUCCCCUAUGAAAAGAAGAACAAGGAUAAUUUGGCCCUUGUGGUGUCUGUGCUCUUAGGAGGCUCUGUGCUCGUCAACUUGGUAUUGAGUUUUUAUUCUUUCUUCUUCUCCCACAACAAAUCCAAAAGGAUCCCUCAAGGUACAGAAAGAGGUGCAGAAUCCAAUUUGCGGUGCUUUAGCUACAAGGAGCUCUUUAUUGCAACAGAUGGCUUCAAAGAAGUGGUAGGAAGGGGAUCUUUUGGCAUAGUUUAUAAAGGCUUAUUAGAAAUGGGCACUAAAGUUCCAGUUGCAGUCAAGAAAUUGGACAAAAUAUUUGAAGAAGGUGAGAAAGAAUUCAGGACUGAAGUUAAAGUGAUUGGCCAAACCCACCACAAGAAUCUAGUCCAGCUUGUGGGAUUUUGUGCUGAGGGACAACAUCGAUUGUUGGUAUACGAGUUCCUGAGCAAUGGAACACUAGCAAACUUCCUUUUUAAAGAGGCAAAACUCGGCUGGAGCCAGAGGACCCAGAUAGCAUUUGGAAUUGCAAGAGGACUUGCAUACCUACACGAAGAGUGUAGCAGUCAGAUCAUUCAUUGUGAUAUAAAGCCUCAAAAUAUUUUGUUAGAUGACCAUUAUGAUGCCAAGAUUGCCGAUUUUGGAUUGGCAAAGCUUUUGCUGCUGGACCAGAGCCAAACGUUUACUGCUGCUAGAGGAACAAAAGGGUAUGUUGCACCAGAAUGGUUCAGGAACAUGCCAGUCACAGUAAAGGCCGAUGUGUACAGCUUCGGAGUCUUAUUGUUGGAGAUAAUUUGUGGUAGGAAAUGUGUGGAUACAGAAGUGAGUGCAGAGAGAGCAAUUCUAACUGACUGGGCUUACGAUUGCUAUCAAGAUGGAAUAAUAAGUGCUUUGGUUGAAAAUGAUGAGGAAGCCGUGAAUGAUAUGAAGAAGCUUGAGAGAUUUGUGAAGGUUGCCAUUUGGUGCAUUCAGGAGGAUCCUACUCUAAGACCAACCAUAAAAAUGGCAAUCCUGAUGCUUGAAGAUUUUGUUCAAGUUGCUGCUCCGCCGUGUCCAUGCCCAUUUACCUCUGUAGUUGGUUGAAAAACCAGCUCUGGUGGCUGACUGGCUCUUUGCAUCUCUAAGCUUUUGCAUAUUAUAAUCUAAUUGCCUUUGCAUCCUUGAUUCCUUUCUAGUUGAUUUUAGUUUAAGAAUUUUUAAAUAGAUCAUAAAGUUUGCCAUGUUGCUGAUGGGAAUAUAAAUAUAAUUCUACAGAAAUUUAGCAA
Hevea brasiliensis (rubber tree) is the source of this 2708-nucleotide messenger RNA. Its product is annotated as G-type lectin S-receptor-like serine/threonine-protein kinase LECRK4. Gene Ontology annotation, molecular function: ATP binding; protein serine/threonine kinase activity. The record is from RefSeq and is a predicted model, not a curated record. The transcript has a single exon. The coding region runs from base 7 to 2526 and encodes 839 amino acids. Gene Ontology annotation, biological process: protein phosphorylation. NCBI's taxonomy places the organism in Eukaryota, Viridiplantae, Streptophyta, Magnoliopsida, Malpighiales, Euphorbiaceae.